CCUGUCUCCGCUCACGUGGAGUUCUGACCCGUUCUGUCCGCGUGCUGGCAGACUUGACGGAACGAGCCAGACAGUCAACGACACUCACAUCUUAACUGCCAGCGGUGUGGGUCUGGGGCAUCCACCGGUUUAUUAUAUUUAUUCAUACCGAAUAGAUCAAACUAGCUAGCAAGCAAAGUUGCGAUCUAACCAGAGGUGUUGUCAUAUACGUUUAGCCGACCAAAUCAAACAUUUAGGCGCAUAUUUCCCGGUACGAAAGCCCUUCUGUACAGUACAGUAAGGGCGAACCUUGGCGAAAUACACGUUUGUUUUUGAACAAUAACAUUUCAAAGCAUCAGAUCUUGGUGAGAUUUUGGACAAGCCAAGAUGUCAGAGGAACUGGAGCACAUUCUCUCUCAGCUCACUCAACCUGACAAUACGAUUAUUCAGCAGGCUACGGCGCAGCUGAAACAAGCUUUUAAAGACCCAGCCAUCAUCCCUGCAUUAUGUGCUGUCAUGACCGGUUCACAGAACCCACAGAUCCGCCAAUCAGCUGCGGUGAUGUUGAGGAUGAGGGUGAAGAAACACUGGAAGAAGAUCAGCCCUGAUCACAGAGAGAGUCUGAAGGCAGUGGUACUGCAGGCUUUCACCCAGGAGACAGAGCAUGCGGUGCGCCACUCCCUGUCCCAGCUGAGCGCUGUGCUGGUGAAGCACGAGAGCCCAGACCGCUGGCCUGCCCUGCUGGAUCUGCUCAACCAGUCCACCAGCUGCAACAACCCGCACGACAGACAGGUUGGCCUCCUCCUCCUCAGUAAAGUGGUGGACUCGAACCCGGAGCCCUUCAAGCCGCACUACCGCCAACUGCUGCAGCUGUUUGGCACCGUGCUGCAGGACCUGAACAACCCCACCGCCAUGUAUUACUGCAUCCUCACCCUCACCUCCAUGACGGCCUACACAGGCACCGAGGAGAUGAAUCUCAUGCGCUCCCUGGUUCCCAAACUGAUCACUGCUCUCAAACACCUCAUCAAGGCUGAUCAGGACCAGGCCAGCGAGGCCAUGGAGGUGUUUGAUGAGCUAAUGGAGAGUGAAGUGUCCAUCAUCGUCCCUCACAUCAACGACAUUGUCCACUUCUGUCUGGAGGUGAGUGCUGACACCACUCUCAGUGACUCUCUGCGUGUGAAGGCUCUCUCCUGCAUCGCUUUCCUCAUUCGGCUCAAAAGCAAGACGGUGCUGAAGCAGAAGCUGCUGAAUCCCAUCCUGCAGACAGUGUUUCCUGUGCUGAGCGCAGCGCCCCCUCCUGGCCAGGAGGACCCAGAGGACGAGGAGAACGAUGACGAAGACGAUGUGGAUAACGAGAGUCCCAAACACUUUGCUGCUCAGGUGAUUGAUACCAUGGCCCUCCACAUGCCGCCAGAGAAACUGUUUCAGCAGCUGAUGCCCCUCACACAGGCGUGCCUGGCCAGUGACAAGCCGUAUGAGAAGAAGGCAGGCCUGAUGUGUCUGGCUGUGCUGGCCGAGGGUUGUGCUGACCACAUCCGCACCAAGAUGCUGUCGUCCAUGCUGCAGACAGUGUGCCAGAGUCUGUCAGACAGUAACCAGGUGGUUCGCAGUGCUGGGCUCUUCGCUCUGGGACAGUUCUCUGAGCACCUGCAGCCGGAGGUGAGUAAGUACUCUGCAGAGCUGAUGCCCCUGCUGCUGGGGUACAUGUCAGGCCUGAACCAGGCCAAGAUCGGACACGUCACCAAGGCCUUCUACGCCCUGGAGAACUUCCUGGAGAACCUGGGGGAGGAGAUCCAGCCCUACCUGCCCACCCUGAUGGACACCAUGCUGUCUGCUCUGAACCAUGCUGACAACCUGAAGCUCAAAGAGCUGGCUGUCUCUGCUAUAGGAGCCAUAGCUAAUGCUGCUAAGGAGCUGCUGGUGCCCUACUUCCUGCCUGUCAUCGACAGUCUGAAGGGCUUCCUGACUGACACCCGGGACGAGAUGCGCUCCCUGCAGACGCAGGCCCUGGACACCCUGUCGGUGCUGGCUCGCACCGUGGGCCAGGACGUGUUCAGCCCCCUGGCUGCAGAGUGUGUCCAGCUGGGCCUCAACCUCAUCGACGCCGUGGACGACCCAGACCUGCGACGCUGCACGUACAGCCUGUUCUCUGCUGUGUCCAGUGUCAGUCCAGCCUGCCUCAGCCCCCACCUCACCACCAUCACCACCACCAUGCUGCUGUCUCUCAGGUCCACCGAGGGAGUCACGGCUCACCUGGAGGAGGACAAGCAGUUUGUCCUGCUGGACGAUGAUGAUGAUGAUGACGAGGGAGACGCCAUCUUGGAGGAUGAAGCUGAGACAGAUGGACGAGACGUUUCAGGGUUCAGUGUGGAGAACGCCUACAUCGAUGAGAAGGAGGAUGCCUGCGACGCCCUGGGAGAGAUGGCCUUCAACAUAGGAUCUGCCUUCCAGCCGUUCCUGGAGUCCAGCUUCCAGCAGGUGUUCCAGCUGCGUGAUUUCCCCCAUGAGGACGUGCGCAGGGCAGCCUAUGGGGCCAUGGGCCACUUCUGCAAAGCUCAGCACAAAGUCUGGCAGGAGAACCCUACUGAGGCCAACCAGCAGGCCCUGCAGAAGCUGCUGGAGGUGGCUCUGCCCAGCUUCCUGGAGGCGGUGCAUGCGGAGCGGGAGCGGCAGGUGGUGAUGGGCGUGCUGGAGGCCAUGAACGGUGUGCUGAAGGCCUGCCAGGGGGAGGCGCUGCGGAGCCCUGGGAGGCUGCAGGAGAUCAGCCACGCCAUCAGAGACGUGCUGAAGAAGAGGACCACCUGUCAGGAUGGAGGAGGAGGAGAUGAAGCUGAUGAUGACGAGCAGCAGGCAGAGUAUGACGCCAUGCUGCAGGAGUUUGCAGGCGAGGGCAUCCCCCUGCUGGCAUCAGCCGCCCCGGCAGAGCACUUCUGGCCCUUCCUCAACGAGCUGCUGCCCCUCAUCACCAACAAGGCCAAGAGCUCAUGCACGGUGGCAGACCGCUCCUUCUCUGUGGGCACGCUGGGAGAGACCCUGCAGGCCCUGGGGGGCGUGGCCGGGGGCCAGGCUGUGGCCGGCCGGCUGGCCAAUCGUCUGCUGCCGGUCCUGGUGGGCGGGGUGAGGGACAGCGAUCCUGAGGUGCGCAACAACAGCGUGUUUGGACUGGGAGCCCUGGCCCAGGCUGCAGGACCCCUCGUCACACAAGACUACCCCAUGAUGCUGUCUCUGUUCUCCAACCUGCUGGCCAAGGAGGCCGACCGCAGGGUCAUCGACAACCUGUGUGCUGCCCUAUGCAGGAUGAUCCUGAGCAACCGGGAGGUCGUUCCUCUGGAGCAGGUGGUUCCUGCGCUGGUGGGCCGUCUGCCUCUGAAGGAAGACCUGGAGGAGAACAAGACAGUGUACAGCUGCCUGGCCAUGCUGUACACCCACAGCCCCGCACUGAUCGUGAGCCAGAUGAAGGCCAUAGUGGCGGCCUCCAGCCAGGUCCUGGGAACCAAGCAGCUCGACGCAGAGAGCCAGGCCACCCUGGUCGUGAUGCUGCGUGACGUCGCCCAGCGCCACGCUGCCGAGCUCCAGGGCGCCAUGACAUCACUUCCUGCCGAGCAGAAGACACGGGUGACGGCAGCCAUCGCACAGUCAUAGCACAGACAGUCUUCCACUCCUUCGUAAAAGCCAGAAUACAUCAAACACACUCAAAGAAGAGGGACAGGGUGACAUCGACAUUUGGCCAAAUUCCUGCAAACUCCAAAAGCACUGCAAGGUUGCAAUUUAUCAACUUGUAAUAUGAACUUUUUAAUUUAUAUUGUCUGUUUUCUGUGUGAAGUAUUAUUUUAACAAGACAUUUGGUUUCAUGACCAACCUGUAUUGUAUUUGUCUGUUUAUUUUAAUUUCUGGUCUGUUUCUUGCUGUCCCCCCUCACUGACCGAGAGAUUGAUCUCUAUUCACUGCUGUCCCCUUUUUAAAACUAAUGUGAUUAACAUCUGGCUUUGUUGAAGUGUGAAGCAAUGAACUGAAACUCAUAAAUGCCUUUUUCUCAGA
Osmerus eperlanus (European smelt) is the source of this 4017-nucleotide messenger RNA. RefSeq names its product importin 4 (gene ipo4). Gene Ontology annotation, molecular function: nuclear import signal receptor activity; small GTPase binding. The transcript has 30 exons. NCBI's taxonomy places the organism in Eukaryota, Metazoa, Chordata, Actinopteri, Osmeriformes, Osmeridae. Gene Ontology annotation, cellular component: nucleus; cytoplasm. The record is from RefSeq and is a predicted model, not a curated record. Bases 367 to 3621 code for a protein of 1084 amino acids. Gene Ontology annotation, biological process: protein import into nucleus.